Molecule: messenger RNA, 1914 nt
Organism: Neolamprologus brichardi
Lineage: Eukaryota; Metazoa; Chordata; Actinopteri; Cichliformes; Cichlidae
Source: RefSeq, a predicted model, not a curated record
AUGACGGCGGCUGGAGGUCAGGCAGGUGAGAAACCUGGUUGCAGCAGUGAAAACUUUGUGUCCAGUUUUUUGAACAAUAAUUUCUCCAUCUUGUUCUUUAGGGUUAUUUCCAUGGUGACCAACCUCAUGGCUACCACUACAGAGACCAUAGUGCAAACCACAGGAAACCUGUCAGACCAUAAAGACCAAAGAGGAAGUGAAUUUGGUCUUACCCAUCAGGAACUACACCCGUCUGUGCUGAGUGCUGCUGAGAGUAACUCUGUUCUCCAGGGAGUCAUAGUGGCAGCUCAGGCACUGAUACUGCUGUCUGUAUUCCUUCUCUCCUGUCUUGGUAACUCAGCAGUUGUCAUCGUUAUCAUCAAGCACCGGCAACUUCGAACAGUGACUAAUGCUUUUAUCACGUCGCUGUCGCUAUCGGACUUCCUCACGGCUGUCUUGUGUCUGCCAUUCUCUUUUGUUAUGCUUUUCAGUAAGGAUGGCGUCUGGAUGUUUGGGGAUCGUUUCUGUGUUGCCAAUGGGUGUUUGAACACCUGCUUUGGUAUUAUCGCCACCCUGACAAUGACUUUGAUAUCCUUUGAUAGGUACUAUUCCAUUGUCAGACAACCACAGGCUAAAAUAGGCAGACAGAAAGCAGCCCAGUUAUUGAUUGCAGUGUGGAUAACUGCUGUCGUUUUCUCUCUGCCUUGGUAUCUGGUGGUCCGAACACCUAAAGAAAUCCAUAAGCAAGGUUUUUACCACUGCAUGUAUGUGUUCCACUCUGGUACCUCACUCAUGGGAACAGCUUAUAGCAUCUGUCUGAUCAUUGUAUGUUAUUUAUUGCCUUUUUGCCUGAUGUGUUUUUGUCAUUACAACAUUUGUAAGACUGUUCGGCUCUCAGAAAUACGAGUCAGGCCUGUAACCACAUAUGCAUACUUACUUCGAUUUUACAGUGAAAUGCGAACAGCCACCACAGUUCUGAUAAUGAUUGUUUUCAUUAUUUUUUGCCGGGGGCCAUAUUGUCUGAUGGGGCUAGUUACUGCUAUAGGGGACUACACAUUUAAUCCUGCAAUGGACACAGUGGCCAUUUGGCUAGCUUGGGCAAAUGGAGCCAUUAACCCUCUGAUCUAUGCUCUGAGGAACCCAAAUAUAGCCAUGUUACUGGGCCGCAGUAGAGAGGAGGGCUAUCGGACCAGAAAUAUUGCUGCAUACCUCUCCAGCCAAACUCAGAACCACGAGGCCCGGUUUAACAAUGCAGAGAGGAUAAAAGAUCGCUACCUGAGUCGCGCAGGGCUUAACAGCCAGCUGCUGACUUCGAGUCCUGGAAAAACAGGAGGGGGAGGAGAAGUGACAAUGUGGGCUUGUAAAAACCCUGCUGUGUACUUCUGUAAGGACACUCAGCAAAAUACUGCAUCACUACCAAACUCAGGUGGCGCUCAAAAGACAAAGAGACCUGACACGAGCCUUUGAGAUUUAUGAGAGAUGGAGUUUCCAUUAUCUAAGAGUUGGUUUCAUCAUCAGUGUUAUUGCUAUGAAUCAAGAUUUUUUUAAAGACUUGAUACUGUGUAUGACUCCUGAGACCAAAGCUCUUAUGCUAUGAUUAACAUUGUGCUCCGGGUAUGAACAACACAAAGAAUAAUUUGAGUUGUUCAUACUAAAAUGAUCAUAUUUACACUGUGCAAGUAUGUUGUGACAAAAGUCUAAGAUAAACAUUGUGAAACUAAAUUCGAGCAGCUUUUGUGCAAUAGCUGUAUCAUCUUGAGGGAUACCAUUAGGUCCUCUCAAACAUACUCAUUUAAACUGACUGAAAUAAGCAUGUUUGAAGAAUAUCUACAAUCUGUUCUGUGACACAGAAUGCUAAAGGGUGCAAAAUAGCUCAUGUCUGAGUUUGAACUAGGGGUGGGCGAUAUAAACGAUAUAUGAUAGAAACGAUAUAAA